AUGAGUUCAAAAGUACACUCAGUUGAUGUGGAAAAAGAUGCUUUCUCAAAUGCUAUUCCUGAGAUUGAAAUUCUGAAGAGAAGAAAGAAAGAAGAGAUAGAGAAACAACAAGUUCUUGAAAUACAGGAACUUGAAAAAGCAAGUAAAAUUCUUGGAAAGCAGUGUCUGAGUGAGAUGAAUGAAGAAGUUCUGUUAAUUCUUCAUGCUCAGGCUAGACAACUACAGGAAGUGAUCAAGUUCAAACUUGGAAUUUCAAACACAGUUCAAAAAACUUUGAAAAUUUCUAAUACAAUCACUGACUCUUCAGUUUGCUCUUCUUUCUUUUCUACUUCUUCUUCUUCUCCUUCUUUGAAUCAGAAGAAAACAUAUGCUCAAGCAGCUGAAUCUGCUGUCUCUAAACCUGCUGUCUCUAAACCUACUGUCUCAAAACCUGCUCAAAAUUCUGAGAAAACUGAGAAGAAUACUGCUCAUGCCUCUAUUCAUAGAAAAGUGGAAAAGAAAAUGCAAAAAGAGAAAAACUUCCAAAUCUCCAGAAAUAGAAGACUUAUUCUCAAAGUCUCAAAUCAGGACAUUCUGCAAAGAAACAAGCUAAACUCAAAUCUCAUUUUCAGAAUCAGAAAUGAAAUUAACCAGCAGUUCUUUUCUCAGUUAAUGACUGAUAUUGAAGUUCAAAAACCAGUUAUAGCUUCAAUUGAAUCAUCAUUCUUUGAAAACUCCAUCAUUCUGACUACAAUGCCUGAAUUCAGUGCUGAAUUCCUUAUUCAGAAUGAGAAUCUCUGGAAGUCAGCAGUAGAAUCUUUGUUAAACACAACAAUUCUAUCUGAAAGAGAUGAAAAGUGGGACAAAUUCAUUCUUCAUGAUAUUCCAGUUGAAAUUUUUGACUGUGAAGAAGGAAUGCUACUUCUCAAAAAUGAAUUGGAAGAAUACAACUCUAUUCAACUGAGAAAGGAGCCUGUAUAA
Blastomyces dermatitidis ER-3 is the source of this 960-nucleotide messenger RNA. RefSeq lists its product as uncharacterized. Lineage: Eukaryota; Fungi; Ascomycota; Eurotiomycetes; Onygenales; Ajellomycetaceae. The coding region runs from base 1 to 960 and encodes 319 amino acids. The transcript has a single exon. The record is from RefSeq and is a predicted model, not a curated record.